Molecule: messenger RNA, 246 nt
Organism: Macrosiphum euphorbiae (potato aphid)
Lineage: Eukaryota; Metazoa; Arthropoda; Insecta; Hemiptera; Aphididae
Source: the annotation of a GenBank genome assembly
AUGGUUCUUGAAGUAGACGGAGUCAAACUUGAAACUGCACCAUGGGAUCCUCGUUUCCCAAAUACCAAUCAAACCAAGUACUGUUAUCAGAGCUUUUUGGAUUAUCAACGUUGCAAAAAAAUAAGAGGUGAAGAGUUUGAUGCAUGCCAGUAUUACAAACGUGUCUCCAAGUCCAUAUGCCCAAAUGCAUGGAUUGAUAAAUGGAACACUCAAAUCGAAGAAAAUCGAUUCCCUGGCAAUAUAUAA